Messenger RNA from Odocoileus virginianus texanus, 2250 nucleotides. The record is from RefSeq and is a predicted model, not a curated record. Lineage: Eukaryota; Metazoa; Chordata; Mammalia; Artiodactyla; Cervidae.
UCUUUUUCUCUUCUCUCUCUUUUUUCAGAAUUACUGAUUUGAGGAACAUAAAAAGAAGAUUGUAUUUAUCAACAGUCCACAAGGAAUUGUCUUCAACCCCUCUUCAUGCAAAAAUCCCACUCUUCAUGAUCAAGCGCAAAAUUUGGUGCAAUCUAUGCAUUGACUUGGUGGCAUUUACCAAUGAAAUAUUCAAAGGAGCAGUUUUCCAGUCACUGGAUGGAAUUACUGUCUCAGCGAAUUGUAAGCUACGAAAGAUCUUCACUUUAAAAUACAAGCCUCAAGACACUGCUGAUAAAGAUGCUGGACAUGAUGCUCCCUUUCCAACAGAUGAACAUAUAGACAUUAUUCCACGAAGCUGCCAACUAACAACAGAUGUUCCACAAGUCACACAGCUGCUAAACAUGACUAAACUCCGCCAAACUGAAAUAAAAUUUGGGGGUCAUCCUCUGAGUUCAGCAGAAUCAGAUCAGUUCAUUAACAGAGGAACAGUUAGCACGCGCAACAGUAAACAUCAAGAUGUUUGUCAUAUUGCCUUUGGAUCCAAAGUUCUUGGACCACCUCCACUCUCUGGCAGAAGAAAUAACAUGAGGCUAUCCAAUGAGACAGUAAGAUCUAUUGGGUCUAAAAGUAACCGAUCACACCAGCAGUCUACAGUAGAGAAGUGUGUUAACAGUGCAGAAAUGUCAACCUUGCUGUUACCUGAGUCUGAGGCACAAAGAGAUAAAGAAAAUAUCGGCCAAAUAAAGCAGACUGUACCUGUUCUUGCCAGUCUGCAUAUUAUGCAUCCACAUCCCCCUCAAGAACCGUCAGCUGAUAAGAAUAACAACAGGAGAAGAUUUCGGUUAAAAAGCACCAGCGGAGAAAGGACAGAGACACCCAGCGGCAAUUCUUCAGAAGAUAACAGGAAUGAUGAACAUAAAGCAGCAACUGUCCUCACCACUAUGUCCCAGCAAAGAGCAGAGACAUUGAACCCCAGCUCUCCAGUAUCGCAGUCUCCUGAUCAAGCAGAUGAGUGGAUAUUUCCCGAAAAUGGCGAUAACAUCCCCUAUUUGGCCUCUACCACACAGUCUCUACUUCUGCAUGAAGAUUCGUGCCAUACUUCAUGCCUGUGCCUAGAAGCCAUCAAGGAAAGUGAACAUGAUCAACAGACAGAGGAAACCCAGAUUGUUCCAAAGGAUGUUUUCACUUUUUCAUCCAGACCACGAUCAGCACCUCAUGGAAAGACUCAGAGUAUGUCCCCAGAAGGGUGCCUGUUUACUUUGGAUCUAAAGGAAGAUACCAGUGUGACAAGGAGUGACAGCCAAACAGAGGAAGACUUUUACGGUGGUGACAGCAGCGAGGAGGAGUAUGACUGGAGAAACUAUCAGCCCAGUGAGAUUAGUGAAUCUGAGCUGCAAAUGCUCGCCAGCCUACGACGGCAACAGAAUGAAGAACUGGAGGACACUGGGGCUCCCUAUGGCCUGAGCGCAUCCCAGGUUGACAACUGUAAUGUCAGCAUAAGCACCAGCAGUGACGACACAACCACGUGGAACUCCUGCCUGCCACCUCCUGUCAACCAGGGCCGUCACUAUCAGAAAGAAAUGAACCCACCUUCUCCUUCUAACCCCCGGGACUGGUUAAAUAUGCUGAGCCCACCAAUUGUUCCUCCCAGUCAACAGUCCGCAGAGAGGCAUCAGGAUUCUUCAGGAAGCUUGAGUGUUCAAGGUGCAGAGGAGCUGAGUGCGGGAGAGGAUGAGGAAGUGCUGACUCUGCUGUAUGACCCAUGUUUGAACUGUUACUUUGAUCCCCAGACUGGGAAGUACUACGAGUUGCUAUAAGGCCUGCUUCCAGGGCCAAGGAUGGCCGCCGCAGGUGGAGCAGGAUGGCAGCUCUGAUUCUGUUAAGUUGGCUCUGGCAGGCCUACGGGAUCAGAAAGAACUAAGAGAGAUGAAGUCAGUUUGUACAUAAUGUUCAAUGUUAGGACUGUCUACAUCCUUUAUGUAGAUGGGUGUGACUUUUUAGAACUGUGAAGGAGUUAAUACAGAGACAAGACUGUACGACUUUGAAUUGUUUCUUAUUUGUUGGUUCUCAUCCUAUAUAUAAUUCUGUUUACUUCAUAUACUUUUAUGUAAAUUAAUUGAGUUAUUCAAAUUUUUGCAGUGUUAAUGUGUAAAUGAUGGCUUGAUACACAGAAAAUGUAUUCUUGUUUAAAAGAUGCCUUUUCUUUUAUUACCUAUUUGUAUUAAAAAUAAAAUAUGAUGGUCAGAAGAA